Messenger RNA from Echinops telfairi (small Madagascar hedgehog), 1196 nucleotides. It is a transcript of the gene PAGR1, whose product is annotated as PAXIP1 associated glutamate rich protein 1. NCBI's taxonomy places the organism in Eukaryota, Metazoa, Chordata, Mammalia, Afrosoricida, Tenrecidae. Bases 345 to 1118 code for a protein of 257 amino acids. The record is from RefSeq and is a predicted model, not a curated record. The transcript has 3 exons.
GUCCUGUGACCCUUCGCAGCCGGCGGGGCGGGUCUUAGCGCCUGGUGCUUACGGCGGCCGGAGUGGCGCGUCCGCGAACCGGAAGGUGGGCGGAGCGGGGCGCCCGGGCCGGUUGUGGGGAGGGGCGAGAAGUGUGGGCCCGCCCCUCUCCGCGGCCUCCCGGACUCGCGGGGAAAAUCGGAUACGGGAGGGGGGCGGCGCGGCUGAGCACCCCCUCCCGGGGACCGGCCGUCUCACUCCUGCAGGGGCCGCAGUGGAGCCUGGUUGGCUGGGGACACCCUCCCGCGACCCCGGGGAGCCCCAUCCUUUGGGGGCAGGGGGGUGGACCCCCGGCGUAGUGGCCCAUGUCCCUUACUCGGGUUCAUGGAGACCCAGGGGCCACCACGGCGGCGCCUCUGGCCGAAGAAGGGGAAGUGACCUCCGGCCUCCAGGCUCUGGCCGUGGAGGACACCGGAGGUCCCCCGACUAAAGUCACUACGGCCCGGGAGCAAAGGGAAGGAGACCGGGAGGAGGCCAAGCGAGAGGGGCCCGGGGCCCAGGAGGCCCAGGAAGAAGCCCCCCGCGCAGCGGGCGGGGAGGAGCCCGCGGAGGGGGAAGCCGAGGACUGGUGCGUGCCCUGCAGCGAUGAGGAGGUGGAGCUGCCCGCCCACGGGCCGGCCUGGACGCCCCCGCCGGCGGAGAUCCGGCGGCUCUAUGAGCUGCUGGCCGCCCAAGGCACCCUGGAGCUGCAGGCCGAGAUCCUGCCCCGCCGGGCGCCCACCCCAGAGGCCCCGAGCGAAGAGGAGCGAUCCGAUGAGGAGCCGGAGCCCAAAGAGGAGGAAGAGGAAAAACCGCACGUGCCAACGGAGUUUGACUUUGAUGAUGAGCCAAUGACACCAAAGGAUUCCCUGAUUGACCGGAGACGCACCCCAGGUACAGGAAGCUCAGCCCGGAGCCAGAAGCGGGAGGCCCGCCUGGACAAGGUCCUCUCGGACAUGAAACGGCACAAGAAGCUGGAGGAGCAGAUCCUACGCACCGGCAGGGACCUCUUCAGCUUGGACUCCGAGGACCCCAGCCCCUCCAGCUCCCCACUGCGGGCCUCUGGAAGCAGCCUCUUCCCCCGGCAGCGGAAAUACUGAAGGCAGCUGCCCUCCUUCCCCAGCCUCGGAGAGUGACCAGGCUCUGGACACAGUUCCUGGCAGGAAAGAGAGAGAGAG